CUGACCCCGGGCCCUCGGGCAGUGCCCAAGUUUCCAAAUGGUCAGUCCGCCCCUGGUAACACUGUAUUGCUUUGGUCACAAAUUGGAUCGCAUGGGUGUUCACACCUAUGCAAUCCAAUUCUGCGCAUCGCAACGCAUUUUGCAGACCGCUUUAGGGGUGUUGUUAACUUAACAUACACACCCGCAGCGGUUCACAUGAACAGGUGCGAUUCUGAUGCGUUUUCAAGCAAAUUUUGAUGUUUAACCAAUUCAAUACCAGGCAAUUUUACACCUUCCUGCCCAGGCCAUUUUUCAGGUUUCAGCGCUCUCACACUGACAAUGACAAUAGCGCAGUC
Molecule: messenger RNA, 335 nt
Organism: Staurois parvus
Lineage: Eukaryota; Metazoa; Chordata; Amphibia; Anura; Ranidae
Source: the annotation of a GenBank genome assembly